Talaromyces rugulosus is the source of this 2049-nucleotide messenger RNA. RefSeq lists its product as uncharacterized. Gene Ontology annotation, molecular function: protein binding. Bases 1 to 2049 code for a protein of 682 amino acids. The record is from RefSeq and is a predicted model, not a curated record. Lineage: Eukaryota; Fungi; Ascomycota; Eurotiomycetes; Eurotiales; Trichocomaceae. The transcript has 2 exons.
AUGGCGACGACAACAAUAAUAAUAGGGCACGAGGAGACGUUGACUGACCAGAUUUCCUUCGCUUACACACUGAACUAUCCUAUUAUUAUCACAACCUCGGCGCUAAAACAGCGACCCCCGAGUUUCAGCUUACCCAACACCGACAGACGACGAGACAGACGCCUUCGGAGUCCCCGGCACCCCCCUAAUAAGACGACGGUCGAAAACACAUCAAUAAUAAUACUUGAUCUCACAUGGCUCGCUGUUGACGACGUUUCAAAUGCUCUCAUGAGCGGCGGCAAUGAUAGUCUCGUCCUGGACGGUCAGUCGACCUCCCAGCGAGCUCUUAAAAAUGCAAGGGAAAUGGCUGCCUUCCAGGGCGCAAACAUCGCAUUUAAUGCCCACAAACUACAGCCCGGCUCUUCGAAUGCGCCUCAUAACCCCGGCAAAACGGCCCGAGCUGCCGUGUUAGCAGAUCACGCAAGACGUGCAAAACAACAGCCUUCCGAGGAUGACACUGGGUCCGAGAUGCCAGAGGAUGGGUUCGUGACGGACAGGAUAAAACAGUUCUCGGGAGCCCCGACGCCUGCUAGGAUACAUACCACGAAUACAGGAGGACACUUGGCCGCGAGAGAUGUUAGCAUCCCGAUACAGGCAGCUAGUCUGGCCGCGGCAAGGUCUGCCAGUCGGACUCCACAGUCUGCUCGACCUACACCAUCAGUAUCUCCGAUCAGGAUACAGCCAAGUGGACCACCAAAAGAUGUUAACCCCAAAACUCCAAAACCCGAACGUUCACCUGGCCGAAUCUCUCAACCACUCCCUGCGCCAAUUCCUGUGCGGAAAUCACUGGGUGUCAUCGACUCGCUUGCAAAGAUCACGGAUCAGGACAAAGAUAGGACGAAUAGCGUGUCGCCAAUUCAACGGAGCAGUUCUACAUUAACCACUGGAGCGCAGCCCUUACGAAACCCAACACCAAGGAAAGCCGCCAUUGACCGUCCAAAGUCCGCAGCCGCCACCACUCAAUUAUCUAUAGAAAAACCCUCCAAACCUCCAACCCCAAAUCAUAAGGAAGUCCAGACCGAAAGACAUGAUCGCAAACCCGCACCCGCGGUCCCCAAACCUAGACGUACGGCAACUGUGUCGGAUAAAGAACCAGCCAAACUAGUGCUGCCACCUAGAACGGCUACUCUGUCUUUAGAGCACGAAGGACAUACGAGCUCAUCUUCUGCUGCGGAGGAAAAGAUCAAUAGUAAUAGUAGACGGGUGCGAUCUACUUCGGUCAGCACACGCUCGUCAUACAACACUUCGUCAUCAGAUCAGGUCAAGGCAUCGAACCAUGCCCAAAGCGCUGCCCGCCUAGACAGCGGCGAUGCCAACCGUAUGACCAAAGAGGCCUUGGCCGAUGCUAUUGUCGCCUCUUCGCUGGCAUCUUCUCGCGCUGUGUCACCACUAAAGGAAGCUCCUCCGCUUCCGCCGAACCGACGUGCACGUUCACGUUCGCUUCUGCACCCUGCAGAUAUGUUCAAGGGAGAACCACAGCGUGCAACACCAAGUCCUCCUAAAGGUCUGCGGCAGACUCUAAGAGAUCCAUCCAAGUCUGACGACGAAGGAGCCAAGAAACAUGGGGGGAGACACCUGAUCCGCCAUCACCCUCACAAGUAUCACGAAGGCGACCGCAGGCGAUGGCGGCAAGAAAUCCCCGAACGCGAGCGCAAACGAUACGAAGGUGUAUGGGCCGCCAACAAGGGCUUGUGUGUUCCUCCGCAGGCAGUGUUCUCCAAGUUAUUUCCACGUCUCCCUGCGUCUGUGGUACUAUCUGAUAUGGUGGUUCAUCUUGUGGUGCGCGAUAUCUGGUCCCGUAGCAGGUUGCCUUUUUAUACUCUCGAGGGCAUCUGGAAUCUGGUCGAUCAUCACGGAAUCGGGCUGCUCUCGCGCGAGGAAUUCGUGGUCGGACUAUGGUUAAUUGACCAGAGUCUCAAGGGACAUAAAAUCCCGGUCAAGGUACCUGAUAGCGUAUGGGAGUCAGUACGGCAUGCGCCAGGCAUCAGGUUUCCGUUAAAUUUUGAGUGA